This is a messenger RNA of Anoplophora glabripennis (Asian longhorned beetle), 1036 nucleotides long. RefSeq names its product mediator of RNA polymerase II transcription subunit 20 (gene MED20). The transcript has a single exon. Gene Ontology annotation, biological process: regulation of transcription by RNA polymerase II. Bases 307 to 936 code for a protein of 209 amino acids. Gene Ontology annotation, molecular function: transcription coactivator activity. Gene Ontology annotation, cellular component: mediator complex. NCBI's taxonomy places the organism in Eukaryota, Metazoa, Arthropoda, Insecta, Coleoptera, Cerambycidae. The record is from RefSeq and is a predicted model, not a curated record.
AUAAUAUAUAAAUAUUAUAAAUUAUAAAAAUUAAAAACAAACACAUGCAAACAGUAAACACCAGUUAUUUAUUAUUGUACAUAUGAUGCCUUAAAAAUAAUGACGGCUUAAGUUUACUUUGUUUUCAAGAUUAUUUUGUUUACAAUAAGAAAUUCAUUACUUUAAUUUGUACAUAGACGUUACUGUGCAAGGUGUACUCUUUUACAAAUACAAGAACAGUGAUACUCGGAUGAAAUGUGUUCCUCACCUAUUAUUUAAUAUACAUACAUAUUUGUUAAAUUGUUAUUAGUCAAAGUUGUGGUCCCAAUGGGUGUAACAAUUUUAACACAGUUCCCUACAGAAAAUAGAACUGGACCUCAAACCAUAGAAGUAUUGUCAAAACGCAUUUUGGCUCUAGGGGCAACACAACAGGGUCAAUUUCUUGUAGACUGUGAUACAUAUACAAGUAUACCUCAGUUGGGUCCACAAAGAACAGUUCAUGUUUUACACAACUCAGAGCAACCAGCCACAGUAUUUUCACUCCUAGAAUCUGGAAACAAAACUAUUCCGUUAGCAGCAGAUGGACUUUUUGAUCUCCUCAUGAUGAAAAUGUCUAGUUUUUAUACACCGAAGAAGCAAACAAAAGCUGAAUCCAAAGGUCUGAGAUAUGAAAUAGGAGAUUUUUGUGUUAAACUUGGUAGUGUUACAGUGAGUAGUAACUUCAAGGGCAUUCUAGUGGAAAUUGAAUAUAGACCAUGUGUGGUGCCUAAAAUGUGUUGGGAUUUAAUGAAAGAAUUUAUGCAAGGUUUCUUGGGUGCAGCUGGACCCACAAAUCCCCCAACUUAUUUACAAAACAGAAUGCAAGAAAUUUAUUCUCCAAUAGAUACUAUUCACCAGUAUUUAGAACAUUUUACGAUGUUCAGAAAAUCACCAGGAGGGAUGGGAUUGAGAACUUAAAUACAACUAAAAUAUUUUUAGUUAUAGUAUAGUUUUAUACAAGGUAAAAUCAUGUUUGAUCCCUUAUUUAAUGUGAAAAAUUAAAUAUUUUAUAGUCUUU